UUAUUGGAUCCAACCAUGCCUUCCACUGAGGCCCUGGCAAUGCUCCGCUCUUUGGAUCAGAUGUUGCCCCCUAGAAACCCCCACAACUAUGGGAUGCCCCCAGCUGGAUCACCAUUAUUGCUGGCUUUGGAAUCCCAGGGCUCUUUUGUGAGCCAGCCAGUCUCCCAGGAAGACCCCUUCCUACCUAAGCAGCCCUUACCUGCUCCACGGAGAGCAGAGCAGUACUCCGGGGCCCAGGAAAGGGCUCCCAGGAGGAGAUCCCCAGUUUCAAGGCCUUACCGCCGUGACUAUGAGAACUGUGAAAAAGCUUACACUAAGCACUCCCACCUCGUGAGUCACCAAUGCAAACACACAGGUGAAAGGCCCUAUAAAUGCAUGUGGGAAGCCUGUACUUGGUCCUUCUUCCGUUCUGAUGAACUUAGAAGACAUGCUCGGAUACACACCAAAUACCGACCACAUAAAUGUGACCACUGCGGCCGACAGUUCAUGAGAUCUGACCAUCUCAGGCAACACCAAAGGACUCAUAUGCGGGUGCCAACAUCCCCAGACCCACCGGCUGACAGUGGACAUAUGGCUGGUCCUCCUCCUGCUCCUGGUCUUUAG
Molecule: messenger RNA, 603 nt
Organism: Physeter macrocephalus (sperm whale)
Lineage: Eukaryota; Metazoa; Chordata; Mammalia; Artiodactyla; Physeteridae
Product: Krueppel-like factor 17
Exons: 2
Biological process (GO): regulation of transcription by RNA polymerase II
Molecular function (GO): DNA-binding transcription factor activity, RNA polymerase II-specific; RNA polymerase II cis-regulatory region sequence-specific DNA binding
Source: RefSeq, a predicted model, not a curated record